Molecule: messenger RNA, 2085 nt
Organism: Durusdinium trenchii
Lineage: Eukaryota; Dinophyceae; Suessiales; Symbiodiniaceae
Source: the annotation of a GenBank genome assembly
AUGGAUGAGUUCGGGUCCACACCUCUGAUUUUGGCCGCGCAGCGGGAUUGGGCGCAGGUGGUCGCAGAGCUCUUGGGGUGUCCCGGAGUGGAUCCAAACCACCAAAACUUGUUUGGCAGCACCGCGCUGAUUUGUGCCGCGGCCAAUGGGUAUAUCAGCACCCUGAAUGAGCUCCUCAAGGAUGAGAGGGUGGAUUUGGAGGUGGCCACUCGGCUGGGGCAGACGGCGCUCUUCAAGGCGGUGCUCUUUGGGCACAUGAACACCACGGAGCGGUUGGUGGAAGCGGGCGCCCAGUCAGAGGUGACGAACAAGAUGGGGCAAACCAUCCUUGAUGUGGCCAAAGAUGAGCACAAGGAGCAUGUCCAGAGGCUGUUAGCGCAGAAGACACAAGAUCUUAGACUCAAGCCGCCUUGGAGUGAUCCUCACGCCUUUCUCUGCAUUGAUGGUCGCGCAGAGCGCAUCGUCCGGGGGAACUUCACGGCGAACGGCCAGAAUCAUGGGAGGCCGACCUACCGGAAGGAUCAACAAGUCAACGGCUUGGACGUGAUGCUCUACUACUGGGAUGAGCGAGACGGGCCCAACUUUGCCGGCUGGUGGUUCGGCCCCAAGGUGGGUGGUGACCAAGUCUGGGCCUACCAUCCCAGCAGAUCGGCGAUGACGCCUCCCCUACGCGGGUGGAAGGUGCCCUACGAUGGCCCCGUGGACGACAGCUUCGUCAUUGGCGCUGCGUCGACGGCACUAGUGCCGUCCAUCCAGAAUCCAGUGCCCGUCACGCAGGCGGGGACCCCCACGUUCCCGCCCACGGCACCCGGCGCCGGAAGCAAGUUUGAGGCCAUCGAGUUCCCUCCAGCGGCCCCGGCGAUUCCAGUGGGAGCAGAAGCGCAGAGGCAACAUCUCCAAGCCCAGAUGCGACUGCAGCACGAACAGCAGCGGGCAAUGCAGCAACAGCGUGCAAAGCAGGAGGAGGAGGUGAAGCUGCAACAGCAGGAGAUGGAAAAGAGGCGCCAGGAACAGCAACGGCAAGUGGCCGAGCGAAAGAGGAAGGAGCAGGAGGCGGUGCAAAUCAUCCGCAACUCGUGCCAAAAAGUGCGAGUGGCCAAGGAGGACACGAUUCAGCUGGCCGAGCAGGAGCUUUUUCAGGUCAUGCAUGCUCAGCUCAACAACUGUGGCUUUCAGAUGCCGAAGAUCAGAGAGGAGUGCGAACGAGUGGUGGAACAGGCGAAGAAACGCCUCGAAGAUGGGCAACGGCAGAAGAUCAUCGAGGAGGAACGGAAGGUGAGAAUGCUGGAGCAGGCAGACACCCUGUUGAGCGACUUCAACAUCAAGGUAGCAGCUGCUGAAGAGGCAGCGAAGAUGCUCUCGGAGAAGGCGGAGCCGCUCACCGUGGUGGACAGCGUUCUGGAGCUGGGUGACCAAGUGGAGGAGUCCAAUCAGCUGGUGGAGGAGGCCCGGAAGGAGGUGGACGAGCGGAUCAAGAUUUGCCAUGAAUAUCUCCAGGAGUAUCAUCUCUCCAUGAAGGUGCCCGACAUGCCCAACCACCCCCAAGCAGCGGUGGUCAACUCGAACUUGCAGAAGAUCUGCGAACGGCUUCGGGAUGCGACCAACAACAAGGAUGCCAUCAUCGUGAAGUGCUCCAACACCCACAAGAAAGCCCUCAAGAAGAAGGAGGCAAUGGCAGUGAUGGAGGAGAUCUCGGCGAAAUUUAAGCAAUAUGACAAGAACAACGACGGUUUCCUCAGCAAAGCCGAGGUCAUCAGUUACUCAAACAAGGAGUUUGGCUUCAAAUUGGGAGAUGCGGUUGCCCUUCAGUUGAUCAAGGCCCUACAGGUUGGCGCCAAGGGCGUGCCGUUCGCUGACUUCCAACGAUUGAAGGUGCGCAUCGGCUGCCUGCGGGAGCGGGUGAAGGAUGAGGAGCGAAAGAAGAAGCGCGAGAUCCGGGACAAGGAGCUGGAACACCUCAAGGAGCAGUUCAAAAGCGAACUGAAGUCCUUGGACGACACUGAGGAGCUAGACCAGGAGGUGAAGAAGGCUGGGCUGACCUGGACCUGGUCCGUGCUCCGAACAACGCGGACGUGGCUGGGUUAG